CGCCAGUGCCAGGGCGGGGACGGUGCGGCGAGCGGCUGCAUGGCGCGGGGAGGAGCCCGGCGGACGGCGGCCCUGGGCCUGGCGCUGCGGCUGCUGCUCGGCCUCGGACUGGGCCUGGAGGCCGCCCCGAUCCGGUUCUUGGUCCACAGACCAGGCUCGUGCCCGCCCACCAACUUCCAGUGCCGCACCAGUGGCUUCUGCCUGCCCCUCCCUCUGCGCUGCGAUGGCGACAAGGACUGCCCAGAUGGCAGCGAUGAGGAGUGCAGCAUCAAGCCUUGCGCCCAGGACGGACAGUGCCUGCCACCCACUGGCAGCCCCUGCCCUUGUGACAGCGUCGAUGACUGCCCUGAUGGCAUCAACCAGAGCGCUCAUCACAACUGCAGUUACCAGCCCUGCCCAGAGGGGGAGCUCCACUGCGUGGGGAGCAGUGACUGCAUCCCGCGCACCUGGCUCUGCGAUGGCCAUUCGGACUGUCCCACCUCCAGCGACGAGCUUGGCUGUGGAACUAAGACACCCCAGGAGGGGAAUGUCACAGCGACGGGGAUCCCUGUGACCCUGGUCACUGUCCCUGAACUCGGGAAUGCCACAGCCACCUCCGUUGGGGACCAGGACUCAGUCCAGUCUGGAAACCGAAGCGCUUGUGGGGUUAUUGCCGCUGCCGUGGUGCUGAGCGCAGGCCUGGCUGCUAUCUGCCUGUUCGUGUUGUCCCGGCUCUGGGCCCGGGGGCGCCUGACCCGCCUGGGGCUGCUCAUGGUCGUGAAGGAGUCCCUGCUGCUGUCAGACAGGAAGACCUCACUGCUCUGAGGACCAGCUGCUGCCCACACACCGCCGGGGCCCCUGGUGGGGCCGCUUCUGGCCGUGCAGCACUGUGGACCUGAGCCCCUGCACAUGUGGCCCUGGAGGCCACGGGCACCUGGACGCUCGCCCUGGACGCAGGAAGCCUGGCCGGGGGAACACGCUGCAGCGGGGACUCAGGGCUGGCCCCGAGAUGCUCCUGGGAUGGCCCCAACUGACACACUCCUGCCUCUGUCUGAGGGUGGUGAUUAAAGUUACUUCCAUCCUCUGCUGCC
Hyaena hyaena (striped hyena) is the source of this 1070-nucleotide messenger RNA. It is a transcript of the gene CD320, whose product is annotated as CD320 molecule. Gene Ontology annotation, cellular component: plasma membrane. Lineage: Eukaryota; Metazoa; Chordata; Mammalia; Carnivora; Hyaenidae. The record is from RefSeq and is a predicted model, not a curated record. Gene Ontology annotation, biological process: receptor-mediated endocytosis involved in cholesterol transport; cholesterol homeostasis. The transcript is spliced from 5 exons. Bases 40 to 804 code for a protein of 254 amino acids. Gene Ontology annotation, molecular function: protein binding.